Molecule: messenger RNA, 1878 nt
Organism: Saccoglossus kowalevskii
Lineage: Eukaryota; Metazoa; Hemichordata; Enteropneusta; Harrimaniidae
Product: protein O-linked-mannose beta-1,2-N-acetylglucosaminyltransferase 1-like
Biological process (GO): protein O-linked glycosylation via N-acetylgalactosamine
Cellular component (GO): Golgi membrane
Molecular function (GO): beta-1,3-galactosyl-O-glycosyl-glycoprotein beta-1,3-N-acetylglucosaminyltransferase activity
Source: RefSeq, a predicted model, not a curated record
AUGACAACAGGUUGCUGUGUAUAUUGGAAGUCAAGGAAUCUUUUAUUGGUAGUGGUGCUAGUAGUAACAGUAAUUAUUAAUAUUUUAUUUAUUUUGGAUACUGGAAGAAAGCUUAGAGAGCAAAAGGAUUAUGAAGAGGAUGUGGGUAGAGAUCUUAACUCAUUGAGUAAAGAAGGGGAAUCAGAUUUAUUAAAUAAUUUACCACGAAGUCUGGAAAUAGAAGUCAUAUCAAGUGCAAGUCAUGUGUCUGUGUCUGUGGAUGGCACAAAGAUUCUUCAAGAUGAAUUAAAAGAUAAGGGAAGGGGAAUCCAUAUACUUGUAUUACAUCAGGGUUCAGGUAGUAUAAUGGCACAGAGGGUAUUUGAUACAUAUUCAGCACAUGAAGAUGAAGCUAUGGUGUUAUUUCUCAACAUGGUUUCUGAUGGAAGAAUACUUAUAUUUACAAUUAAGGAUGAAGGUACCUUUCAAAUGAAAAAGCCAGCGCGUAGUUUACUAAAAGUUCUUGGGAGUACCAAAGCUGAUAUGCUGGGAUGGAGAGACACAUGGGCGAUGGUCACACAAAAACAAGGUAAAUUUUAUGCUGAAGAGCACAACAAAGCACCUGAUCUCGCCAGUUGGGGGUCACCAAUUAUACUUAAAACAGUGGUUCAUUUAACGACAAUAGAAGAGACUGAAUGUAACUGGCCGGAUACCGAUGUAAAUCGAAGGCGUCAGGCAUUCUGUAGUCGAGUAGAAGGAUACGGCAGCCUUUGUAGUUGUACAGACCCAGCACCAAUUGACAUGAGUCCAGAAUAUCUUAAAGACAAUAAAGUAUAUGAUGUACCAGUGACAAUUAUUGCGAGCAAUCGACCCAAUUAUUUGUAUAGAAUGUUGAGAUCAUUGUUGUCUGCACAAGGAGUGAAUCCCUCCAUGAUUACAGUAUUUAUUGAUGGUUAUUUCGAAGAACCAAUGGAAGUAGUAAAAUUGUUUGGUUUACGUGGAAUUCAGCAUACACCAAUGGGUGUGAAAAAUGCCAGAAUAUCACAGCAUUACAAAGCUAGCCUUACUGCAAUAUUUAAUUUGUAUCCUGAUGCCAAAUAUACAAUUAUUUUAGAGGAAGACUUGGAUGUAUCGGAAGAUUUUUUCAGUUAUUUUAGUCAAACAGUUCACCUUCUUGAAGAAGACGACAGUAUAUAUUGUAUUUCAGCAUGGAAUGAUCAGGGUUAUGAGCAUACGUGUGAGGAUCCAGCGUUGCUAUACAGAGUAGAAACCAUGCCAGGACUAGGAUGGAUCUUGAAACGAAAACUGUACAAAGAAGAAUUAGAACCAAAAUGGCCGACUCCAGAAAAGUUGUGGGACUGGGACAUGUGGAUGAGAUUACCAGAUAUCCGGAAGAAUAGAGAAUGUGUGGUUCCAGAUAUUUCAAGAACUUAUCAUUUUGGUUCAACAGGAAUAAACAUGAAUUCAUACUUUCAGGAUUUAUAUUUUAAGAAACAUCCUCUCAACACAGUUCCACAUGUCAAACUUAAAAACUUAAAGGCACUGAAGAAAGAUGCAUAUGAAACUGAGAUGAAUGCGUUAAUCAGCAAAGCAACAGUACUAGAUCACACUAAAUCACCAUGCAAGGAAGAUUUUGUCCCCGACACUACAGGGGAGACUUAUGUCAUGUACAUAAAAAUGUCACAUGAACAAGAUUAUGAAACUUGGACAGAGUUAGCCAAGUGUUUUCACAUUUGGGAUCUGGAUGUGCGUGGAUACCACAAAGCUACAUGGAGAAUGUUUAUGAAGAAGAAUCAUUUGUUUAUCAUUGGUGAUCCUGCUUCACAGUACUCGAAAUAUAAACCAUCGUUUGUAACUCCAAUAUAUCUACAGAAAAAAGAAGAAAAAAAAGAUAGGUGA